Messenger RNA from Diversispora eburnea, 555 nucleotides. NCBI's taxonomy places the organism in Eukaryota, Fungi, Glomeromycota, Glomeromycetes, Diversisporales, Diversisporaceae. The record is from the annotation of a GenBank genome assembly.
AUGACUGAUGUCGUACCAUCUGUGAGUCUGGACCAACAACAUCCUCACGAUCCACAAAUCACCAAUAAUACUCAACAACCUACGGUGUUAACAUCUUUAACAUCUUCUCUAACGACACCUUCAUUUGUUGAACCAUCAGGAAAUUAUUUUGCAAUUUCUCAGACUAAUAAUAAUCCUUCCAACAUGCAAUCUGCUUCUUAUUAUAAUUCUUUGAUUACUGUUUCAUCACCACCUCCACCUUCAACGUCCACUUCAAAUAAUCAAAGUUCUCCUGUUACCGAUUCUCGUGGUGCAGUAGAAAAUAAUACUUCCCCUCCUACUCCGACGUAUUCUUAUAGUGGCCCACCGAAAUCAUAUUAUUCUCGUUUACCACUUUAUGAUAGACCAUUUAAAUGUGAUCAAUGUCCUCAGAGCUUCAACCGCAAUCAUGAUUUGAAGCGCCAUAAGCGUAUACAUCUCGCAAUAAAGCCAUACCCUUGUCAAUCUUGUGAGAAACAAUUUAGUCGUAAAGAUGCUUUGAAACGACAUUGUUUAGUUAAGGGUUGUAAUAGAUAA